Molecule: messenger RNA, 1047 nt
Organism: Uranotaenia lowii
Lineage: Eukaryota; Metazoa; Arthropoda; Insecta; Diptera; Culicidae
Exons: 2
Coding region: 1-1047 (348 amino acids)
Source: RefSeq, a predicted model, not a curated record
AUGUGCGAAAAAGUGCUAUUUACGACGAAGCGCAUUUCCUGUCACGUCGCCAAGGAAAAUGAUAUAGAUGCGAUUUUCGAGGAAUUUAACAACGCGCAUAAAACCCUCAAAUUUACGCUCGAGAAGGAGGAACAACAAACCAUUCGCUUCCUGGACAUGACUUUAUCUAGACAACAUGAUAAAAUUAUCAAAACAUGGUUCACAAAACAACCGGACGGACGAUACUUGGACUUCAAUUCGGAGAGCCCGUUCACGCACAAACAAAAUACAGUUUUCGCUCUUGUGGACCGCGCUCUAAAAUUAUCUGAUCCAGAAACCAGGAAGACAAGUAUCGAUGCGGUGAAAAACAUCCUCGGCAGAAACAAUUAUCCACAAGACAUACUACAUAACGCCUUCGAGAAAAGGACACAUGCAAUGUACAAUACACUACAAAACCAGAACCCCCCUGAAUCUACAUCUUCAAGAAUGGCAUCGAUCCCGUACAUACCCGGACUGAGCGAAAGGGUGGCCAGAAUCCUUCGCAAACAUGAUGUGAUUGCCGCCUUCAAACCAUGUGACAAAAUAAAGUCAACAGUUUUCACGAAAUUGAAAGACCCGAUCCCCAAAAUGAUGCAAACCAACGUCGUAUAUUCAGUACCAUGCAGCUGCGGUAAAGAAUAUAUCGGCCAAACGUCGCAAACCUUGGAAAAAAGGACCAAACAGCAUGAAAACAGCAUACGGGUGAAAAACAAACAAACUGGCCUAGCGCAACACGCACUGGAAGACGACGCUGACCACACGUUCGAUUUUGCGAAAACCCAAAUUCUGGAGAGGAUCAGCCACAAGUCGCAUAGGUUGAUUGCGGAAAAACUACACAUCAAACUGAGAGGGAACCAAUCGGUUAAUCUCCAGAUUGAUACGAAGGGAGUUUCCAAUGCCUACAACGGACUAUGGACCAAACUCAGAGAGGAGAGAGAACGAGAGAAUCCAAAAAACUCUGAUAAACCGACGUCCCGACGACAACCAGCAGCAGCAGCAGCAAUAGACUUGACUUCCUUUCCAAUUUAA